UUGUGGUUUUCCUCCAGCCCGCAGGACCCAGCCGUGCAAGCCUAGCCUGGGCAUCUGGGACUUCAUCCACGCAGGCAUGGAGGAGACAGUGGUGCGGCCCUCCGUGUUCGUGGUGGACGGACAGACGGACAUCCCGUUCAGGAAGCUGGAGCGCAAGCCCCGGAGACAGGCCUGCAGUGCUGCCAGGCUGAGUCUGGUCCUCCUGCUGCUGCUGCUCGUGGCCGGGCUGGCCCUACAGGGCUGGUUUCUGCUGCACCUGCACUGGCGCCUGGGACAAAUAGUCACCUCGUUGCCGGAGAGAGAAGCAGGAUCCUGGGAGCAGCUGACGCCAGAGCCAAGGUCCCACAAGGCGAACCCGGCAGCACAUCUGACAGGGGCCAACUUCAGCUUGACCAGCAGCGGGGGCCCGCUGCUAUGGGAGUCGAAGCUGGGCCUGGCCUUCUUGAGGAACCUCCGCUACCAAGAGGGCGCCCUGGUGAUUGUCCAAGCCGGCUACUAUUACAUCUACUCCAAGGUGCAGCUAGGGGGUGUGGGCUGCCCGCAGGGGCUGGCCAGAGGCCUGCCCAUCACCCACGGCCUCUACAAGCGCACGCCUCGCUAUCCCGAGGAGCUGGAGCUGCUGGUCAGCAGGCAGUCACCCUGUGAGAAAGGGACCGGCUCCCGCAUCUGGUGGGACAGCAGCUUCCUGGGCGGCGUGGUGCACCUGGACGCGGGGGAGGAGGUGGUCGUCCGGGUGCUGGAGGAGCGCCUGAUCCGGCUUCGGGAUGGUACUCGGUCCUACUUCGGGGCCUUCAUGGUGUGAAGAACGGAGCAGUGGCCCAUUGACAGGGGGUCUGACCGGAGAGGUGCCUCAGGAGACAGACAAUCCAGCAAGUGGGGACCUUGGAGGGCAUCCCAGGGACCCCAGAACUCAGCACUUGGGGAGUCAACAGGCACCACAAGGGGCCAAAAACCCAGCCACCCCUAGAGGUUGGAGACAUUGCCUGAUAACCACGUGUGACACAACACAAGCUAUCAACACAAUCCCAGACACCCACACAGGCCGUACAGCCACACACAUGAUCAUCACAUCAGACUUCCACAUGCCACGUCACAGUCAGACUCAUCACAC
This is a messenger RNA of Eptesicus fuscus (big brown bat), 1111 nucleotides long. RefSeq names its product TNF superfamily member 14 (gene TNFSF14). Gene Ontology annotation, molecular function: tumor necrosis factor receptor binding. Gene Ontology annotation, biological process: immune response. The record is from RefSeq and is a predicted model, not a curated record. NCBI's taxonomy places the organism in Eukaryota, Metazoa, Chordata, Mammalia, Chiroptera, Vespertilionidae. The transcript has 4 exons. The coding region runs from base 77 to 802 and encodes 241 amino acids. Gene Ontology annotation, cellular component: membrane.